Podarcis lilfordi (Lilford's wall lizard) is the source of this 4023-nucleotide messenger RNA. The record is from the annotation of a GenBank genome assembly. Lineage: Eukaryota; Metazoa; Chordata; Lepidosauria; Squamata; Lacertidae.
AUGUUCCAGAGGCUGAAUAAUAUGUUCGUGGGAGAAAUCAAUAAUUUGCCCAGGCAAGAGCCAGAGUUCAGCGAGAAAGAAGAGGAGGAGUGGAUUCUGGUGGAUUUUAUUGGUAAGAACUCCAUUUCAAUAUAAUUUCUGCAUCAGGAAGCAAACUUUAUUUUCUGCUUACAAAGGUAUUUUAUUUUAUUUUUGUUAAACAUGAAAUUGUGUAAGGGGAAAAAAGGCAUAAAAAAAGCUUGUUCAAGCUGGGAAAAUAUUUUGCCCUCAUCACAAGGCAUUUUCCUGGGCCAAGUUCCAUACUGCCAACAAAUUUCCACAACUCAGUAAUUGUAAAUGGUUGAUCUCUCCUCUCUUCCCCCUUCCCUUGCCCCAACUUUGUUCAACUAUUGUAGACUGUAAGCCACCCCCCACCCUCUGGAAGGAUUUGUGGGUUGGUUCAGAUGCUUACCUUAGCGUAAAACGGCUGAUGACCAGUUGACAUGCUAUCACCAACAUGCAGGUCCUUUUGGACCCAGAAGAAGAGCAUGGUGGGUGUAACAGGACAAUGCAUGCUUAUGCAUUGGGGCUGGGAUUGGAACCCCCACGCAAAAUCCUUAUCCUUAUCCCUAUAGAGGAGGAGUGGGCAUUUAUGCCCUGCUCUACCAUGGAAGGAGAAUCAUCAUCCCAUGUAAAGAUCUGAACAGAUUUUGUCAUUCCUGUGUUUUUACACUGCCUAUUGCACUAGUGCCCCUAUUCUUGUGCUAGCAAGAAUUAGUGGGAUUUUGCCCCCAUGAAUGUUCACGCCAUCCCCAAAUCUGCUCCAGAGGUUGGGGAAAACCCCAGGACACAUUUAGGGGGCAUGUGGGGGGGGGGAGGAAAGGGAGAAUAUUCCAUAGUACUACUAAAAAAAAUUGCACUGGCAACAAUCAUAGGUGAAUACAACCAAUUAUUUCAUUUAUUAGACACUUGUUACCUAAAAGGUCUUCCAAGCAUCCAUUAGCGGUAUAAAAUUGUGGAUAUUUUGUUCCUUGCAAACUAAGACUGGGGAACCUAUGGCUCUCUGGAUGUUCUUGAAUUCCAACUCUCAGAUGCGGCCAGAACGGCCAAUGUUUGCGGAGUUGUAGUCCAACAAUAUCUUGAGGGGGGAACAUAUUCUUUGCACCUACUGUAAACCAUCUGAACUCUGGCUGCAUCAAUCAACCUCGCCCAUCUAUCUCAAUGGCUGUUGUAACUCCCAAUAGACACCUGUACUAACUUCUCAAUGAUUGAAGAGGAGGAGGAGGAGGUGGAGGAGGAGGAGGAAGAAGAAGAAGAAGAAGAAGAAGAAGAAGAAGAAGAAGAAGAAGAAAUCCAUAAAGCAUCGCCUGUGGACAAUUCACCCGUCUGCUCUUGUCUGCCUCCUUCCUUGGAAUGUUUGGCUGAUGCCAGUGAAUCUUGCUUUAUCCAGUUUGACUCGUGCCCCAUGGAAGAGAGCUGGUUUAUUACGCCACCUCCGUGUUUCACUGCGGGUGGCCUGACCGCUCUCAAAGUGGAAACCAGCCCCUUGGAGAACCUUCUGAUCGAGCAUCCCAGCAUGUCUGUAUAUGCAGUCCAUAAUACCCGCCACAGCCUCAACAAGACAAGCUGUGGUGGUAAUGAGGAGGAGGAGGAAGAAGAGGAGGAGGAGGAGACAGAGCCUCGUGAUGUAAGCAAUCCUAGGUAAGAUAUUUGCUCUUUGAUUUGUACAGAACAUAAAUAAUAUUCACUAGGGAGAAAAUAUUCCUUUAAAAUUAGCACAUUUUGGAAUACAGUCAACUUCAUCAGACAUAUGAAAUGUUAUCCUCCGUUGGUGGAGGGGUGAGCCCAAGACACCUAGCAAAACUCCCUAUGUGCAAAAGAAGCUUUUCAAACGUGCAGAAGACCCCGCACAUCAUCCCAUGACUAAUCUCCUUAGUAUGCUCCAUUUUCCUUCUCUAUUUCUCUUCCCCUCACCCCGCCCCAAUUUUUCCCACUGGUACAUUUCUACUAUUUCUCUGUAUUUGUGACACUACUCCCUCCCCCACCAUAUUUCCCAUUUGGUAUAUGCCCAUCCUCCCCCCCUGUGAUUUUUUUUAUCCUUGGUACAUGCAAGGAUUUUCCUCUCUUCUCCUUAUGGUACACCCUCCUUCCUACCCACCCCCGUCAUGAAUGCUUCUACUACAAUGUUCUGAUGUAAUUGAAUGAACCCCAUUUCUUCUCCUGCCUUCCUCUCCCUAACUUUGUCUACCUUUCACAAACACACAUAUACACAAUGCAUGUCCGUCUCUUUAACAAGCACACUCAGACCACACACCCCUCCCUUCCAGACCAUAUAUGCAUACAUAAAUUCUUCCAUCCAUCAAUCUAUCCAUCCUUUUGCAGGCAUACACAAAAAAUACUUCUUCCCAUCUAUCUCAAGAGCACAUCUUCACAUAAUGGAGUCCACCACCAGAUGCGUUCAGGCCAUAUGCAUCCAGCACCAGCCCAAAGGGGGUUCACGUACAUUGAACUCAAUAGCGAACAUUAAUCUGUGCGAGCCCUUUGCCUAAAGCAGAAACAGGGUACAGGGUCCUCCAUAUAUUGUAGGAUUUUGUCUCCCAUCCACCCUAGGGAGCUUGCACUAGUAAAUCUUUUGGAUGGGCAAAAUACGGACUGCAAGAAUAAGGAUCUAAUCAGCUUUCUUCUAUUAGCAGCUCGUUAAUUUUUACAAGAUGCUGGAAAUAUUUGGAAGAUUCCACUUAAGAAUAUUGAUGGGAUAGAACCGUGAACUGGACCCUAUCUGAAUAGUUAAUCCAAAGUUCAUGUGUUUACAUAAAGGCAUAACAAAAAAGAUAUAUUUAACAUGGUGUGAUUUUAUUAAAUACAGUAGUACCUCAGGUUAAAUACUUAAUUCUUCCGGAGGUCCGUUCUUAACUUGAAACUGUUCUUAUCCUGAAUCACCACUUUAGCUAAUGGGGCCUCCUGCUGCUGCUGCGCCGCCGGAGCACAAUUUCUGUUCUCAUCCUGAAGCAAAGUUCUAAACCUGAGGUACUAUUUCUGGGUUAGCGGAGUCUGUAACCGGAAGUGUAUGUAACCUGAAGUGUCUGUAACCCGAGGUACCACUGUAUAUCAUAGAAGCAACAAAGGCUUCAGUAAUUCCAGCAGCAACAGACCACCUCACACUUAAGUAUUUCCCACUUCAUUUGCUGAAUAGUGCCAAAAAUAUAAACAAGAUUCGUUUAACUGUAUUCUUUUAUGUACAGUACUAGGAUAGGAUAGGAUAUUGGAAGGGUGUAUUUGUUUUAAACUUUUUGUAAUGCCAAUCCACCAUCACAACUUUUCUUUUAAAAAUCCCCCGCCGUCCCUUACUCAUUGGCUAUUCAGGCUGCGAUAGAUGAGAGAUGUCAUCCAGCAACCUCUGAAGGGCUCCAUGUUAGCUCCUCUGGGCCUUUUCAUUUGCCUCUCCCUCUGGACCCAAUCCAUAGCACCUUCCCAAGGAGAGAAGGCAAAGGCAUAUGCAGAGGUCUCUUCUCCUUGCUCUCAGGAGCAGCAGCAGGGCCAGAGAUCAGCAGAGACACCCACCCACCCUCCGAGAGAUACACACUGGGGCAUGGCAGCUGCCCUGCCAUGCCCACCCUUGAUUCUGCCCCUAAGCAGGAUACUUAAACCCACAGGACCAGAUCUUUACCACAUGACAAAGAGCUACCUUUGUGCCAACCACAAGCACACACUGACUUGUGUCGCUGUCACCAGAGCGUCUUGACACGCAGACCAUCGAUGGUUGUGCCAUAACCUCUCUCUCCUUUGAAUUCUAGAUCAGAAGCCCAAAGUGAAAGGGGUCAACACAUCCGAUGCUAUUUUGCAGCAAUCACUGCUCACUCAACCUUUCUCGAACAGACCAAGAGUUUUCGUCCUUCCCAGUGGAUAAAAGAACACAACGAAAGACAAUAUCUGAACAGAAACUGCCUCCGUCGCCAAAACCUCACCAGAGAUUGCUACUCUCGGCAACUCAAGAACAACGGAUUGUUUGUUCACCAGCCUUGCCAGCGUCAGUAUAAUUACUGA